This is a messenger RNA of Tachysurus fulvidraco (yellow catfish), 2435 nucleotides long. Its product is annotated as zinc finger MYM-type protein 1-like. The coding region runs from base 1185 to 2018 and encodes 277 amino acids. NCBI's taxonomy places the organism in Eukaryota, Metazoa, Chordata, Actinopteri, Siluriformes, Bagridae. The transcript is spliced from 2 exons. The record is from RefSeq and is a predicted model, not a curated record.
UUGAAUUACCAUUGUGUAUGAAAUGUGCUACAGUAUAAAUAAACUUGCCUUGCAAUGUAAUAGACUAGAUAAAAUGGAGAAAAGGAAAAUGGACAUAAGAUCAUUUUUCAGUGCACCUAAACGCCAAGUAAGUACAAAAAGUUCACAUACUAAGGCAAUUUGGUUUUAAGAAUCGGUGCUUAUGAACAUACUAAUGUCACAAUAUCAAUCACAGGCAAAGGAGACAGAAAUUUUUGAGGGACAGGUAGAGGAGGGUCAAUCAGAUGUACAGUGUCGGGAGUCAGUCUGUUCUGAGACAGUGAGAGUAGAGGAAGGGGCAGAUUCAGAACCAGGGAGGGAGCCAGAGACAGCAGAACAAAGAGAUGAUAUUGCUAGCACCAGCACAGGGAGCACAGUUUUUCGUUUAGAUCUCAGUGCCUGCACAAAGCCGUACCAGCCACCUCCCCAGUGUAUCGAAAAGCAAAUACUUUCAAAUAAGUCAUUGACAUUUCAAGAGAAAUGGUAUCAAGACUUUCCAUGGCUACAUUACAGUCCAUCAGUGAAAGGGGUCUUAUGUUUUUACUGCAGCAAAGGUGUUUCAAACCAGUCCUCUUUAGGUCAUAGACCUGAUACUGCUUUCGUUAGUACAGGCUUUAGAAAUUGGAACAAAGCCAUCGAAAAAUUUACAUCACACCAGACCUCUCAAGCCCACCAACAUACUGCACCUCAGCCAAACCUAAUCAGCGCCCAGUUAUCUAGUGCAUGGCAUAAACAGCAGGAGGUGGCAAGACAUUGCUUGAGGAAAAUUGUUAGCUCCGUGCGGCAUGUGGCAAGGCAAGGACAAUCUUUUAAGAGGCCAUACUGAAGAAAGUGGGAAUCUGUAUCAGCUCAUAAAACUUAGGGCAGAAGAGGAUGAUCCAGUUUUAUUGAAAUGGUUAACAGAUCGUGCCACUGCAUAUGUAAGCCCUAAAUCUCAGAAUGAAAUACUGAACAUUAUAGCCAAUACAAUAAUCCGAGGGAUUGCAAGUGAGAUAAGGUCUCCAGCCCUUGUUCAGUUUUCUGUAAUAGUUGAUGGCACCCAGGAUAUUUCUGGUAUUGAGCAGGAAAGUGUCUGUCUGCGCUAUGUGGACCAUGACCUUAUGCCACACGAGGAGUUUAUUGGGUUGUACAGCUGAUCAGAGACAACAGGCCAAGGCAUUGCCAAAAUGGUUACUGAUGUGUUGUUGAGGCUUAAUCUGCCAAUGUCUGCUUUACGUGGGCAAAGUUAUGAUGGUGGCUCCAACAUGGCAGGAAAGUACAGUGGUGCACAGGCAGUAGUGAGGGAGCAGCAGCCAUUAGCCCUCUAUGUGCAUUGUGGGGCACAUUGUGUCAAUUUAAUCAUACAGGCUGGCUGCUCGGUCUCCCCAAUGAUCUGGGACUGCCUUUCUUUGGUCCAUCAGUUGGGCAUCCUUUUCAACCAGUCAGGAAAAUUUAAGAGAAUCUUUGCAAACAUAGUUACCUCUGAAAAUGAACCCAUCACCACACUGAAACCUCUAUGUCCAACCAGGUGGACUGUGCGUAAUUCUGCUAUAAUAGCUGUGCUAGGGCAGUAUGAGCGGGUCCUUGUUAGUCUAGAAGAGAUGGCAAAAAGUGCAUCUAGGACAGCUUCAACUGCCAGUGGCCGAUCCUACCUGCAGGGAAAGAGAAAUGACAAGAGCUACCUUGAAUUGUUCGAGAAAGCUACAUCAUUGGUAAACUCCAUCGAAUUAGUUGACCCUAUUGAGACAGCAAAUUCAAGGCGUUUUGCUGGCAAAGCAGUGGACCAUUACAGGGCAGAGUUCUUCAAAGUAUUGGAUUGUGUGGAGGUUCAGUUUGGUGAACGUUUCAACCAAGACAGUCUCAAGUCUCUGCGAAGCUUAGAGAAUGUGCUUUUGACUGGAUUGUUAACUGAUUCAGUAGAUAAGUACCCGAGUUGCACAGAGGUACUCUUGCAGUACAGUUGCCUCUCUUUCACCAGAAAUUCUCCUGUAGCAGCAGUAGAGAGGCAGCAGAGGUCCUAAGGGGAAUGCCAGUGGAUGUGCGUGGGUUGUUUGACCAAGUUGAGGUCCUUGUCAGAAUUUUGUUGGUGGUUCCAGUGUCUUCAUGUGAAGCUGAGAGGAGCUUCAGUGCAUUGCGGAGACUAAAGACGUGGCUAAGGGCUACUAUGGGCCAAGACAGACUUAACAGUCUGGUAGUCUGCAAUGUGCACAAAGACAAGCUCGACAACCUUAACAUAAACAACAUAUGCCAAGAGUUUGUGGGGCCCAGUGAUACCAGGAAAUACAAAUUUGGUACUUUUGUUUAGUGUCCAUUCAUUAAUGUAAGUUUGCUUUAAAUUGCAGAUGUUUUUGUUGUUGUUUUUAUACAUAGAGCAGUUACUGUUAAUUGAUUAUUUAAUAAUUAAUUUUGUUACAAAACAUUACUUAUUUUAUAUAUCU